CCAAUCACCCACAGCCUAAUUCAUUGAUAGUGGACGUGGUUCACCACAAGAGUAAGAUGCCCCACUUCAAGAACGUCCUACCGGAUAGGGAUACUAAGAAAUUAGACCUUUUUGGGCGUCAGGUUUAUUCUUCCUCAACCUUGCUCCUCCGAAUUGCCAACUAUGCUGCCCUGUUGUCAAGUCAUAAUUUUGACAAUUAUUCCAAGCUUCCGGAUCAUAUGCAGCACCUUCCCGAGAACAAGAGACUUCUUCUUAGGGCAGUCGUCCAAGAGGGGUUCACGGCAUGCAGAACAUCGCUUCAAAUCGCUGCUGAUGUUGCGGAUACAGCCGCACGGGCCAUGGCAACAGGUAUUGCGAUGCGUAGAGCCUCCUGGCUACUGUCGGCGGGAGCCCCUAAGGAGUUGCAGUCUAAAGUGGAAGAUUUGCCCUUUAACCGCCAAAAGCUGUUUGCCUCCAGUACAGAUGACAUUCUUCAUUCUGGCAAGGACUCUCGUACUACCCUCCGAACUCUAGGGAUGUACAAGCCGCCUUUCAAAUGCAGGUGGUAUUACCCCUUUCAGAGGAGAUAUGAUUAUUCAUCCUACAAGCAGCAACAGCAAUACGGACCUGACCAAUCUAGGUUUAGGCAGCGUCCUCAACGCAAACGCCAGCAACAGAAUCGCCCAUCAGCUCGCCCUGUUCAGAAACAGCAGGUUUGACUUCUGUGCGAAGGACUCGAACACGUCUCCAGUGGUCAACACACAAAAGCCUGCCGACGGCCUCUUCUAUCACCGUCUGAGGCCAUAUCUUCACCAAUGGGCCACCAUUACUUUGGACCGAUGGGUCCUAGAGGUCAUAUCAUCAGGCCUAACGAUCCCCUUCACCUCAGUUCCUCCCACUACCCCUCCCACCCCGUCUCUGCUCAGGGACCCAUCUCACGGGGUCGCUCUUCAAGGAUAAGCUCUUCAUCUCCUAGAGAUCGGAGCCAUAGAACGAGUACCUGCAGAGUUCCGGGGGAAAGGUUUCUACUCCAGGUAUUUCCUAGUUCCCAAGAAGUCCGGGGGGUGGAGACCUAUCCUUGAUCUGAGAGGCCUAAAUCGUUUCAUACGGAAGCAGCGCUUCAAAAUGACCACGCUGGCCAAGAUCAUACCAACACUAAACAGAGGAGACUGGUUCGCAGUCCUAGAUUUACAAGACGUGUAUUUUCAUGUGACAAUACACAUAGCUCACAGACGAUUUCUGCGAUUCGUAGUGGGGGACGACCACUUUCAGUACAGGGUACUUCCGUUUGGUCUUGUCUCAGCCCCAAGAGUAUUCUCCAAAACGCUGGCGGUAGUGGUUGCUCAUCUGCGCAGAACAGGGGUCUGAAUUUUCCCCUAUCUCGACGACUGCCUCAUCAAGGGCCGCACUCAG
This is a messenger RNA of Pelodiscus sinensis (Chinese soft-shelled turtle), 1392 nucleotides long. The record is from RefSeq and is a predicted model, not a curated record. NCBI's taxonomy places the organism in Eukaryota, Metazoa, Chordata, Testudines, Trionychidae.